UCAACUGCCAGUAAGUACAACGACCUUGUUUGCACAAACAGAGGGUAGCUCUGCAUGCGCUAGGAGGAAUGAGCAUGGAUGAACGUCCUCUUUAUUCUGAUGCAAGGUUCAUCAGAGAUGGACCCUUCUCAAGGCCUUACCGACUGGCAUCUAUAAGUCUGGGCAUACUGAGUGCUGUAUUUCUCAUCAUUAUUAUUGGACUGGGUGUUCAGGUCAACAAGGUGAAUGACAGUCACAGCACCUUGUCUCUCAACUCAUCAAAGAUCAGUUCUCAACUCGCUCAGCUCAAAUCAGAGCACAAAAGCCUGACUGAGUCCAAAAAGGUGCUUGAGAAUCAGCAUCAAGAGGACGCCAAACGGAUCAAAUCUUUUCAGUCGGACCUGAACACACAGACAAGACUGAAGAAUGACCUGCAGACUCAGAAUCGUGCACUGCAGGAAGAGAAGAGAAAACUGAAAUCUCAGCUCACAAAUAUGGAAGACAACUGUGGGCAGUGUUUACCUAACUGGGUGCUGAUGAACAGCACAUGUUAUUUCUUCGCUGUGUCUGACACUCUUCCACGCAAGUCCUGGAGUGCAGGCAGGUUAGAGUGCACCAAAAAAGAAGCCGAUUUACUUGUCAUCAACUCAAAGGAGGAACAGGAAUUCAUUACUGACACCUUAAAAGCACUGAGAUACAAUUUACCAUUUAGUUAUCGAAAUGGAUUCUGGAUGGGACUGAAGGAUGAGCAUACAGAAGGCGUCUGGAAAUGGCUGAAUGGGACCAUUAUGACUGAAGGGUACUGGAUGGAUGGAGAGCCAAAUGAUGACAUGGGCAUUGAGGAUUGUGCAGCUGUGUAUCCCACCAUUAACCCAAUGCAGUCCUGGAAUGAUGUACCCUGUUCACACCCACUCAAAUGGAUUUGUGAAAAGGAAAUAAUGAAACCAUCAUAGAAUUCACAAUAAUCCACCUUUAUCACGUGUUCACCUAAUUAAUGGCAGUAUUUUUAAAGAUGAAUCAAAAAUAUUUGUGAAAGACUUUAAGGGACGGUACCACAUUUCUGGGUUGCUUGCAAACACACUUGCAGCUUUAUUAGCAAUUCAUAUUUUGUCGCCAAUCUGCAAAGCAUUUUAUCUCCAUUUUUGCUGUUUUUGACUUUUUUUUUACAUAAUGUAAAUCUAGCAUUUUUUUGUUUUGCAGUUUUUAUGAUGAAUUGACUAAUAAAAUUAAUCUAAAAUGA
Astyanax mexicanus (Mexican tetra) is the source of this 1219-nucleotide messenger RNA. Its product is annotated as hepatic lectin. Gene Ontology annotation, molecular function: D-mannose binding; fucose binding. Gene Ontology annotation, biological process: biological process involved in interspecies interaction between organisms. Gene Ontology annotation, cellular component: external side of plasma membrane. Bases 69 to 932 code for a protein of 287 amino acids. NCBI's taxonomy places the organism in Eukaryota, Metazoa, Chordata, Actinopteri, Characiformes, Acestrorhamphidae. The transcript is spliced from 7 exons. The record is from RefSeq and is a predicted model, not a curated record.